GUAUAUGUGAGUUUAAAGGAGUUCAGCUCAGCUCAUCCCAGAUCUGCAGGUCCAUUUCCCUGAAAGCAUGGCUCAGCAAGAGUACAAGGAGCUCAGUGACAAACUCUUCACCUACAGAGGAGCGGUUUUCACUCUCGAUGAUAGAUAUUACCUGACCCCAGAGUACCUGGACAGUCUGGAGCAUUUUAAGAUCAGAGAUGACGACGUCUUUGUUGUCACUUUCCCUAAAUCUGGGACGGUGUGGACGCAGCGGAUCAUGACUCUGCUGUAUGAGGAGGAUUUCCCAGAGUCAAAGAAUCAGAUGACGCUUGAGCAGAUGCCGUGGCUGGAGUUUCUGCAGAAAGGACAUGAUUAUAACACCCGUCCAUCACCCAGACUCUUCUGCUCCCACCUGCACGAGCACCUGAUGCCCCGCGGCCUGCAGGGGAAAGGCAAGAUCAUCUACGUCACCAGGAACCCCAAAGACAUCAUGGUCUCGUACUUCCACUUCUCUAAGAUCAUGAAGAAGUUGGAGUGUCUGGACACGUACAACGACAUGCUGGACAAAUUCUUCACUGGAUGGAUGGUGGGCGGCUGCUGGUUUGACCACGUCAGAGGAUGGUACACCAACAGAGACAAAUACAACAUUCUGUUUCUCAGCUACGAGGAGAUGAUCAAGGACCUGAGGGCUGCGGUGGUCCGGAUUUGUGAGUUUGUGGGGAAGAACCUGUCGGACGCUGCCAUCGACAGUGUGGUGGAGAGAGCCAGCUUCAACUACAUGAAGGAAGACCCCAAAGCCAACUAUGAGUUCAUACCUGAGAGCGACAAGGUCCCCGGGAGGGGGAGUUUCCUCCGCAAAGGUACAGUGGGAGACUGGAGAAACUCUCUAACGGUGGCGCAGAACGAACGCUUCGACCGAGUGUUCCAGGAGAAGAUGAAGGACGUCCCUCUGGAGAUUGUGUGGGACCUCACUGAGCUAAAGGGCUGAAACUCAAACUCUGAUCAUGCCUCACUUUAUACUUACAGGAAUAACUUGGUAAAAAAAUCACAUGUACUCAAUUCUCCACUUUUCCAGAUGGUUCUUCAAGGGUUCUUUUGUGAAGACAGUGGUUCUACAUAGUGAACCACAUGGUGAAAUCAUUCUUCAGACUGAUGGAGAACGAGUCGUGCACCAGUUUAAAUCACCAUGAUAGAAAUCCAUUAGUCUAUUAGUCCUGUUAACCAUGUGGGCUAUCAUAGCAACCACCAGCUAUUACCUAGCAACCACAAGGGACACCAUAGAAACCACAUAGCAACACUUGAACAGCCACCAAGCAACACCCUGGCAAUCAUUUAUCACCACCUUUGCCACUACCUCAAAUUCCAUAGUAACCGUUCAGAACCUUUUUGAAAAGGGUUCUAUAUAGAACCAAAAAGCGUUCUUUUAUUGUAUACAAGCUUGACAUCGUAACAGAAGCAGAACCCUUUUUGAUGCUGUAUAGAUCUAUAUACAGCACAUUCUGCAUCAAUCUGAAACACCAUUACACCGUGGCAUGCGAAGGGUUCAUGGUUCUAUCUAGAACCACUGUCUUACUAAAAGAACCCUUGAAGAACCAAAAAAGAACUUUUUUAAGAGUGUCAAUCAGCCAAGACAUGUUUGGUGACCAAAUUUUGAUUCUUAAGCUUAACACUGGAGCUGCAAAGCUAAUGAUGCUAACACUAGAAGUCAAUAGUCACCCAAAUCUUUUCUGUAAAUGGAUCUCCAGAUCUUCCCUUAGCUCUGUCGAACUCGCACCCAGGUCUUCAUUACAGUGGGACCGAACUGAAGAUUCAUGAAUAGAAACAACAGAACCCUGCAGAACAGUCACUGCGUCCUAAACCACGUCUGCACCACCUUAAUGACGAGCUGGAUGUGAGUCUGACUGAGCUGAGAGCAGAUCUGGAGGUGUAUUUACAGAAAAGAUUUGGGUGACUAUUGACUUUUAGUGUUAGCGACAUUAGCUGCAUGGAUACUAAGCAUGUCCUGGCUGGUCUACAUCUGGGGGAGGUGGAGAACUCUGCACAUUUGAUUUUUCAUUGUUUGCAAACUGUAUAAAAUAUUUGUUUUCUGAACCUCUAAGAUUAGUAGAGCAGUAAUCUGCAUAUUCUGUUCAUAAAGAUCAACAAAAUCUUAA
This is a messenger RNA of Colossoma macropomum (tambaqui), 2132 nucleotides long. RefSeq names its product amine sulfotransferase-like. Bases 68 to 967 code for a protein of 299 amino acids. Gene Ontology annotation, biological process: sulfation. Gene Ontology annotation, cellular component: cytoplasm. The record is from RefSeq and is a predicted model, not a curated record. NCBI's taxonomy places the organism in Eukaryota, Metazoa, Chordata, Actinopteri, Characiformes, Serrasalmidae. Gene Ontology annotation, molecular function: sulfotransferase activity. The transcript is spliced from 6 exons.